Molecule: messenger RNA, 658 nt
Organism: Dichomitus squalens LYAD-421 SS1
Lineage: Eukaryota; Fungi; Basidiomycota; Agaricomycetes; Polyporales; Polyporaceae
Exons: 4
Coding region: 21-398 (125 amino acids)
Source: RefSeq, a predicted model, not a curated record
GAACCGACUAGCGAACGACCAUGGCGGACUUCAUCCAAGCAUUGGAUCCUUCGAAACUCGCCAUCGUGGGCACCGCCAUGUCCUUUGUGACGAGCGCAUUCGUCGCCCCAGUGUAUAACCUCCCGAUCUUUCUCUUUGGCGUCCUCUCGCAGGAAAGCUCUGAGGCAAUCCAGUCCUUGCGAGCUUUCACCUUCCUUCUCGGGGGCUCAAUACUCUACGACAUCAUCUGGAUGUCAAACAACUCACAGCACUGGUUCGUGAGGCUACUAACAGUCCUUCUCCUGAUUCUGAAGCUCCCCACCAUAUUCGCUUUCGCGACCGCUUUGCGCCAACGCGGGGGCUCGUUCUCCGGUCUGAACAUCCGCGGGAACGACCUCUCUGGCGCUACCGGUGAGUAAUACAGACACGAAUUUGCCUCGGCAUGCAUAACCCUGCUACCAGUAUGGUCCAUGCCUGGAGGCUUCACCUCUGGAUUCGGAGGCGGACGCGAUGGGUAUCAAAACGUCGAUGAUUCCCCAGCACCCAAACCUUCCCUCAGCGUCCCUCCUCAGCCCACGUCGCAACCUGCGCAAUCACAGACUGCACCCGGAGCGUACCAGGCGGUUUGAACUCUACUAUAACCAUAUCCCAAACUCUCAUCUCAUCGUGAAAUUGUUAU